CACCAAAGGAAAAAGAAAGUCAAAACUCCAAAUGGGACUUUAAUGACGGAGGAGCCCACGAUACCGGAUUGGAGUGCAUUGGAGGCUAAGGGGUUAGCCAGAGAUCCUGAGGUAACAGUUCAGUUUUCACUGUUUGUUUACUAAACCACCUAUGCAUGUGUGACCAGCCAAAGGAAGUCCAGGUGCCACUGUAGUAAACAAAGCCCAGACAAAGAGCAAGCUGAUUGGUGGAAUUCCAGAGCGUGGUGACUGUGACAAUGUCCUACGCCAUGGUCCGGCCGGCACCUAGCCGCUACCUGUACGCCGACAUCUCAAUGCUGUCUGAGGACGAGGAGAACGGCAGCGAGAGCUCCGGCUCUGACGACCGCUCGUUCCGCCUGGACGCCGGCGGCUACGACAUCAAGGUCGGGGGACGCAAGCGAAAGCCGGGCAGCGCCGGAGCGGGGCGCCUCGGAGGGGGUCCGCCUCCGCCGCCCCUCUCUCAGGACGGCUCGGUCUCACCGGGGAGCGGGCUGCCGCGGCAACGCAACGCCGCCAACGCGAGGGAGCGGGACCGCACCAACAGUGUCAACACGGCCUUCACCGCCCUGAGAACCCUCAUCCCCACGGAGCCGGCCGACAGGAAGCUGUCCAAGAUCGAGACACUGCGGCUGGCGUCCAGCUACAUAUCCCACCUGGGCAACGUGCUGCUGGUGGGCGAGACGUGCGGGGACGGGCAACCCUGCCACGGUGGAGCGCCAUCCACUGCCCACUACCUCCACCACCACGGCUCCCCGGCCCGGGACACAGAGAACUCCCAGCCCAAGCAGAUCUGCACCUUCUGCCUCAGCAACCAGAGGAAAAUGAGUAAAGACAGAGACAGAAAAACUGCUCUAAGAAGUUAAUAUCUGGAGGACGACAAGGGGAAGAAACGGACUUGAUGAGCACAGCAUGUGGGAGCAGAAGUGUGGACCAAAAACUUGACAUGCUUAAGGUGUACAUAAAUAUACAUCUGUAUUUAAUUAUAUUCAAAAAGAAAAACUAUUCAAAACUGAGAUGCUAAGUUCAAUUUGGGAAGCCGUAAUCAUUUUUGAAAUGGAAGAGAAUGUGGGACAUCUUGGAAAGUGGACGCAUGCCCUGACUUAAAGCAGAGAACCAGAAAAUACAUUUCUACUAGUCUAAAUAUCCUUCCCCACUUCUCCAAUCCAUGACCCCCCCCCAAGACAAGAAGAGAACACCAGAAAUGGGACUUAUCUUUUCUUAACCUUUUCGUCCACAUACAUACACUGAUAGGUUUAAACUUCAGAACCUCUGCACCACACACAGUCUGCAAGGACCAGGAUGAGCCACAGUGGAAAUAGAAGAGCUGCGUUACGAAAAGACUUAAAAAAGACAAACGCAUUCAAUACUGGAACUCACAGAGGACUGGAUUGGGCGACUUGACAGAGAGUGACCAAACCCAACACACAACACAGCUUUCACUCAAAACCUAACUGGGUUUUAAUUUCGUUGCAUUUCUACCCUAAAGGACAACUGCCUUUCUCAUGAAUAUCAGACAAACGGUUUGGGCUUAUACAAAUGUCAUUUGAUGUGUUUUA
Messenger RNA from Esox lucius (northern pike), 1577 nucleotides. RefSeq names its product scleraxis bHLH transcription factor a (gene scxa). Lineage: Eukaryota; Metazoa; Chordata; Actinopteri; Esociformes; Esocidae. Gene Ontology annotation, biological process: regulation of transcription by RNA polymerase II; developmental process. Gene Ontology annotation, molecular function: RNA polymerase II transcription regulatory region sequence-specific DNA binding; protein dimerization activity; DNA-binding transcription factor activity, RNA polymerase II-specific. The transcript has 2 exons. The record is from RefSeq and is a predicted model, not a curated record. The coding region runs from base 258 to 884 and encodes 208 amino acids.